AAACGGCCCAACAUCACUGGGCCUUCAAUUGUUUUCAUCGUGCUCUUCUCACCAUCUCCGAUUUUCAAAAAACGAGACAAAGACAGAUAAGGAAAACCUCAGCAUCCUCAAGCAGGACAGGACGGCCGGAGUUCACACAGAAAAUGGCCAACCUCAGGACGGCUAUAGACUCAGCGUUCUGGGAUCAGCCCGUUUCUUCUCCAAUAACCCUAGAAGGUUGUGCCCGUUCCAUCCCCGGCGAGCCAUUCCCUCUCGACGCCACUCGAGCUAGCCGAGCCCUUAGGAUUCAACAGCUUUCCCUCUUAGGAAAUGGCUUUCCUCUCGGUAUCAUUCCCUCUUAUUCUCCUCCUUCUCACAAGGACCUCGGUUCUUUCUCUCUCCAGUCUGUCUUGCUUAAGCUUGCUACUCCUGACUGUUGGCUUGCAUUAGUCGGGCAGCUUCGACCAAAGAAAUUGAUUUCUUCUAUCAAAGCAGAAUUCGCUAAUGCUGAGGAACUUGAAUUCUCGGUAUUCAGAGAUGCGGCCAGACAUAUUCUGGACAAGUCUCUUUAUUCUCUCGGUUUAUCCGCACAGUUUUCUCCGACUCCCUCAACUUCUGUGUUGCUGACCACAGAACGACAUGGUGAGAAGAAGAGACCUCGCUACAAAAUGAUGCUCUUUCAACAGCUUCCUUCUCAUGAUAUCACUUUGGAGGCUGCAUGGCCUGAGCUGUUUAUUGACCAUAAGGGAAGAUACUGGGAUGUUCCCGAGUCAAUAUCCUUAGAUAUGUCUUCCCUUCCCUCUGAAUCUGGCUUCCGGUACCGUUUUGGUAUACACAAAAACAGUGGUCACCCCAAGGCUGUUAAUGCUGUUAAUGGUGAGCCACCUCUUGCUUUAAUUCCUGGAUUGUGUGGAAAGGCAGCCUUUUCUUAUGAGAAGAGCAAGGAUCUUUGGAGGAAGAAACAGACGAAGAAGGACAUCAUGGUAAAGACAGAUGAGGGUUGGAUUUUGCGUACUUCCUAUGAUGUGCGUCUUAGUGAACCUCAUGCAACAAUUUCUGGAAUUAUUGGUGGCACCUGUGCAACCUGGUUUGGGGGUGGAUGGAGCUCCGCAUCCACAGAUGGGGACCUUUCAACCAGUUCAAGGAAGAGAGAUCCAUUAAACGCAGAUUUGUUUGGCUCAGUUUGCUAUACUUUCCAACAUGGGAGGUUUGCAAAACUAUAUGGUGACCUAACUCGGGUGGAUGCUCGCCUGGAUAUCUGCUCGGUGCUUGCCCUUACCAAAAGGACAUUCAAUAUUUUCAGGAAGUCUUCAGUUAGUAGUGCAGAUGAUCCGAUGUCAUGUCCCAAGCUCAAUUUGACCCUUCAACAGCAGGUUGCUGGCCCAAUUGUCUUCCGUGUUGAUUCGAGGCUUUCGCUUGGUUCUUCACCACAGCAACAAGGCCCUCAUGUGGAGGAUUUUAUUUGCAGUUUGAAUUACUCGUUGAGGCUUUUACGCUCUGGGAAGGUUGUUGCUUGGUAUUCACCAAAAAGAAAAGAAGGGAUGAUUGAAUUGCGCAUAUUUGAGUUUUAAAAUGUUUUUUUGUGGCACAUGCCUAUCUCUGCCUGAAUGCUCAAAUUUUUCUUUUUUCAAAGAAAUUUCAUUGCAAUUACAUGGGAAGCUAUGAUCUUAGGAAAUGCAUCUAACCUGAAAGAUUUUGUUUCGGUCC
Jatropha curcas is the source of this 1686-nucleotide messenger RNA. RefSeq names its product TRIGALACTOSYLDIACYLGLYCEROL-like protein. Gene Ontology annotation, cellular component: chloroplast envelope. Gene Ontology annotation, biological process: acylglycerol transport; ER to chloroplast lipid transport. Gene Ontology annotation, molecular function: phosphatidic acid binding. NCBI's taxonomy places the organism in Eukaryota, Viridiplantae, Streptophyta, Magnoliopsida, Malpighiales, Euphorbiaceae. The record is from RefSeq and is a predicted model, not a curated record.